UGAGAGGAUGUUUACUGAGAUGAUCAGCUCCAUUGAGAGAAGGUGCUCUGAGGUGACAGAGCUGAUCAGAGCUCAGGAGAAGGCUGAGGUGAGUCGGGUUGAAGGAAUCCUGAAGCGACUGGAGCAGGAGAUUGCUGAGCUGAAGCAGACAGAUGCUGAGAUGAAGCAGCUUUCACAGACACAGGAUCCCAUCCAUUUCCUCAAGAAUAUUGUGCCCAUCAAUGCGAGGCCUUACAGCACAAUUUCAACCAACGUGACCUUAAGCCAAAACUUCUCAUUGGAACCCCUGAAGAAAUCUGUGACUGCACUGAAGAUGCAGCUGGAGGAGAAAUUAGAGUCAGUCUUCAAGCAGGAAAUAGUCAAGAUAUCUGCAGCAGCUGUAAAGAACAUUGAGAUCAUCGAGAGCAUACAGCAUACUGAUCCUGAACUCCCAGUCAGAAGAACACACAGUAAGGAGGCCCUGCCACCACUUAUGUCUGAUUGUCAGGCUCUUACUUCUGAACCAGUGACCAGAGAAGACUUCUUGCAGUAUCUCUGUGACUUCACUCUGGAUCCAAACACAGCAUACAGAGACCUCCAUCUGUCUGAGGGGAACAGGAAGGUGGAGAACAGAUCUGGGGUCCAUUUAUAUCCUGAUCAUCCAGACAGAUUUGAUAGGUGGCCUCAGGUGCUGUGUAGAGAGGGUGUGUCUGCACGCUGCUACUGGGAGGUUGAGUGGAGUGGUGGGGGGGUUGGUAUAGCAGUGUCAUAUAAAAGCAUCAGCAGGAAAGGAGGGGGUUUUGAGUGUGUGUUUGGAGGUAAUGAUCAGUCCUGGAGGCUGCUCCUCUACCCCCCCAGCUCCUCUUUCCAUCACAAUAGUAAAGAGACUAAACUCCCUCUAGUGACCAACUCCAGAAUAGGAGUGUAUGUGGAUCACAGGGCAGGAACUCUGGCCUUCUACAGCGUCUCUGGAGACACAAUGACCCUCCUGCACAGAGUCCACACCACAUUCACACACACUCUCUACCCUGGGUUUGGGGCUUAUAAUCCAGAUGGUUCAUCAGCAAAGCUAUUGUGAGGCCCCU
Molecule: messenger RNA, 1064 nt
Organism: Engraulis encrasicolus (European anchovy)
Lineage: Eukaryota; Metazoa; Chordata; Actinopteri; Clupeiformes; Engraulidae
Product: tripartite motif-containing protein 16-like
Exons: 6
Coding region: 8-1057 (349 amino acids)
Molecular function (GO): protein binding
Source: RefSeq, a predicted model, not a curated record